UAAUCUUCAGAAUAGUACAUUAGAGUGGUUACGACCACAGCGGCCUCUUUGGUUGAAGACAGACUUGUAGCUUUCUUACUCCUCUGAGUUUCAGCUUUUAUUAGUGCGUUGGGGCGGGGGAGGGGGAAGAUCUACAGACACCGACAGCCUGACCCUCUGGAGUUGGUAUGUGAUAAGCAGCUCUGGCAGUGCCAUGUAUUGGAAAAGCGAUCAGAUGUUUGUGUGUAAACUCGAAGAAAAGGACGUGCCGGAACUAGCUGUUCCUCUGGAGAAGUGCCCGGGGCUCAUGUCGGAGGAGUGCGGGCGCACUGCAGCCCUGGAGGCCGGGAGGACUCAGAAAGGCGCCGGGGAAGAGGGACUGGUGAGCCCCGAGGGAGCGGGGGACGAGGACUCGUGUUCCUCCUCCGCCCCGCUGUCCCCGUCGUCCUCGCCCCGGUCCAUGGCCUCGGGCUCCGUCUGCCCCCCUGGCAAGUGUGUGUGCAACAGCUGCGGCCUGGAGAUCGUGGACAAGUACCUGCUCAAGGUGAAUGACCUGUGCUGGCAUGUUCGCUGUCUCUCCUGCAGUGUCUGCAGAACCUCCUUGGGAAGGCAUACCAGCUGUUAUAUUAAAGACAAAGACAUUUUCUGCAAACUUGAUUAUUUCAGAAGGUAUGGAACUCGAUGCUCUCGUUGUGGGAGGCACAUCCAUUCUACUGACUGGGUCCGGAGGGCCAAGGGAAAUGUCUAUCACUUGGCGUGCUUUGCCUGCUUUUCUUGUAAAAGGCAACUUUCUACGGGAGAGGAGUUUGCUUUGGUGGAAGAGAAAGUUCUCUGCAGAGUACAUUAUGACUGCAUGCUGGAUAAUUUAAAAAGAGAAGUGGAAAAUGGUAAUGGAAUUAGUGUUGAAGGUGCCCUCCUUACAGAGCAAGAUGUUAAUCAUCCAAAACCAGCAAAAAGAGCUCGAACCAGCUUUACAGCAGAUCAGCUACAGGUUAUGCAAGCACAGUUUGCUCAGGACAACAACCCAGAUGCACAGACUCUCCAGAAACUGGCAGAAAGAACAGGCUUGAGCAGACGUGUGAUCCAGGUGUGGUUUCAGAACUGUAGAGCACGCCACAAGAAACACGUCAGCCCUAAUCACUCCUCCUCUGCCCCAGUCACAGCAGUCCCACCUUCCAGGCUGUCUCCACCAAUGUUAGAAGAAAUGGCUUAUUCUGCCUAUGUACCCCAAGAUGGGACAAUGCUAACUGCGCUUCAUAGUUAUAUGGAUGCUCAUUCACCAACAACUCUUGGACUCCAGCCCUUGUUACCCCAUUCAGUGACACAAUUGCCAAUAAGUCAUACCUGAUUCUUUUUUUUUUCAGGGAGAGAAAUGAUUAAUGAUAUGACUUGUCAAAUGAUUAAUGAUAUGACUUGUCAUUUAUUAAGUAUAAAAAACAUUAAAAAGAUAUUAAUGUUAAUUUUUUUAUUUAACACCCAAAGCAUUUCCAACAUCACUUUGCUGCCCAGGUAUGUAUAUUUGUAGUUGGCCUGCAAGACACUUUUAUUAAUUCUUCAUUUUUUGUAAAAAUUUUGUUUACAAGAAGAAAACAAAUCAAAACUUUUUUUUUGUAUUGUCCAGAGAUAGUUCACUCUAGUGUGUAUCUGUUAAUUUAUUUGUCAUCAAAAGAGCACUUUGCCUAAAAGAAAGGACUGACAAGUGUGCAAAAUGUUUACAAUCCUUUGUGAAACUGUAGUUUAUCAUUAGUUUGUAUCUGUAAGUUAUUGUUCUAAAUAUUACUUGUAUUUUUUGUUAUAUACGACUUUAUACUUUGAAGCUUGUAUCUGUGAAUUUGCAACUGAAAUUUAUUUUGCCAAUGUUUUCAGAAUGAACUGAAUAAAGCUUUUGUUGUAGCAUGCCAUGCAAACACAUUACUGUGUUUGUGCUUGAUUACUUAGGGCUGUAAAUAGCACUAUACUUUAAUAAUAAUCCCACCAUUCUAAGUUUAUUAAACACUUUUCAUUCUUGUGAAAGUUUCAA
Molecule: messenger RNA, 1999 nt
Organism: Erinaceus europaeus (western European hedgehog)
Lineage: Eukaryota; Metazoa; Chordata; Mammalia; Eulipotyphla; Erinaceidae
Gene: LHX8
Product: LIM homeobox 8
Exons: 9
Coding region: 194-1327 (377 amino acids)
Biological process (GO): regulation of transcription by RNA polymerase II; forebrain neuron development; neuron differentiation
Cellular component (GO): nucleus
Molecular function (GO): DNA-binding transcription factor activity, RNA polymerase II-specific; RNA polymerase II transcription regulatory region sequence-specific DNA binding
Source: RefSeq, a predicted model, not a curated record